AUGAGUGGGCGCAAUGAACAAGCGAAGGAGAGUUUUUUCCACACGGCAUUUCCAGCGCUUUUCUCUGGCGCAGCGCAGGCAAUUUUAUUUAAUCCCUUCGAUAGGGCUCUCUACUUGCGGGUGAAGUUUCGCCGCCAGCACUUUUUGGACCGACGUAACUUUGAGCAGCCCUUUCAGGGCUUCAUGAACGCUGCCAUUUACCGCACGCUUGUAGGUGCCUCGUACAUGUUCUGGCAAGACUCUGUCCGAAUCUUUAUUGACAACAAGGCGCCGGAGUGCUUUCAUGCUUCACAAUCCCCGAGGCUUAACGCCUUUUUAAUUGGCGCGACGGCCGGUUCCGUGAACGGUGCAGUUUUAAAUGGAAUGCAGGUUGUAAAGUAUCGCAUGUGGAAUGCAGAGGGGAAUGCGUCGUUUCUGGCGGUAGCCAUGGAUGUAUACAAAGAGAAUGGGAUGCGUAUUUUUUUUCGUGGAAUUGGCGCUACUGCUUUGCGUGACUGUGUUUUUGGUAUUGUAUACGAGUCGAUUCGGCGUUCUACUAUCAUAAAGGAUGUUUUUUACCCAUAUGUUCUCUUGGCAGAGAAUGAGCCAAAUUUUCUUUGGGGACUUGUAGCGUCAUCUCGCUGUCGUCUUGCAGUGUCGUCAGAGUCAGCCCCGUUGGAUACCCGUACCAAUAAUAAUAAUAAUAAUAACAAUAAUAAUACCGCGGAUAUUGGUAGCGGGAAUGUGGCACUGUGGAAGCAGAAGUGCGGGGCAUGCGCGUUUAUCUCGAACCUUAUCGCCGCACUCCUAGCCUCCGUUGUUAGUUCACCGCUUAACUAUGCACGUACUGUGAUAUACGGGGCUCCCUCUGGUUCCGAGCCGAUGCGCUGCACAUCACUUCUUCACUCGUUUUUUUACCAGGCGCGGUUUGUUUUCUUCCGUGGUGAGAGCUUCACAGGGGCCAAGACCAUCGUUGCCGAGUCGAUGGAGAAGGAGUCUUCCGCACAUAGCAGCGGCAGCAGCCCACACCCACGUAAUCGGCUGCUGGGGGUGGUGCAACACCUCCGGGGAAGAGUGUUGGCGCAUGCUCAACGACGGAGGCGUUAUCCAGUUGCCACAUGGCGUUGGGUAAACAGUCGUUUGAACGUUGGAUGGGGCUCGUUGCGUGUUGGCCUUGGCAUGGCCGUUGGGCAGAGUCUGUUUCAUUUUCUGCAGGACGCCCUUUGA
Trypanosoma rangeli is the source of this 1206-nucleotide messenger RNA. RefSeq names its product mitochondrial carrier domain-containing protein. Bases 1 to 1206 code for a protein of 401 amino acids. Gene Ontology annotation, biological process: glycine import into mitochondrion. The transcript has a single exon. Gene Ontology annotation, molecular function: glycine transmembrane transporter activity. The record is from RefSeq and is a predicted model, not a curated record. Gene Ontology annotation, cellular component: mitochondrion. NCBI's taxonomy places the organism in Eukaryota, Euglenozoa, Kinetoplastea, Trypanosomatida, Trypanosomatidae.